Molecule: messenger RNA, 4503 nt
Organism: Tupaia belangeri chinensis (Chinese tree shrew)
Lineage: Eukaryota; Metazoa; Chordata; Mammalia; Scandentia; Tupaiidae
Gene: STAG2
Product: STAG2 cohesin complex component
Exons: 34
Coding region: 1-3807 (1268 amino acids)
Biological process (GO): sister chromatid cohesion
Cellular component (GO): cohesin complex; nucleus; chromatin
Molecular function (GO): chromatin binding
Source: RefSeq, a predicted model, not a curated record
AUGAUAGCAGCUCCAGAAAUACCAACUGAUUUUAAUCUACUACAGGAGUCAGAGACACAUUUUUCUUCUGACACAGAUUUUGAAGACAUCGAAGGAAAAAACCAAAAGCAAGGCAAAGGAAAAACUUGUAAAAAAGGCAAAAAGGGCCCGGGAGAAAAGGGCAAAGGUGGAAAUGGGGGAGGAAAACCUCCUUCUGGUCCUAAUCGAAUGAAUGGUCAUCACCAACAGAAUGGAGUGGAAAACAUGAUGUUGUUUGAAGUUGUUAAAAUGGGCAAGAGUGCUAUGCAGUCGGUGGUAGAUGACUGGAUAGAAUCAUACAAACAUGACCGAGAUAUAGCACUUCUUGAUCUUAUCAACUUUUUCAUUCAGUGUUCAGGCUGUAAAGGAGUUGUUACAGCAGAAAUGUUUAGACAUAUGCAGAACUCUGAGAUAAUUCGAAAAAUGACUGAAGAAUUCGAUGAGGAUAGUGGAGAUUACCCGCUUACCAUGGCCGGCCCUCAGUGGAAGAAGUUCAAAUCCAGUUUUUGUGAAUUCAUUGGUGUAUUAGUACGGCAGUGUCAAUAUAGUAUAAUAUAUGAUGAGUACAUGAUGGAUACAGUCAUUUCACUUCUUACAGGAUUGUCUGACUCGCAAGUCAGAGCAUUUCGACAUACAAGCACCCUGGCAGCUAUGAAGUUGAUGACAGCUUUGGUGAAUGUAGCACUAAAUCUUAGCAUUAAUAUGGAUAAUACACAAAGACAAUAUGAAGCAGAACGGAAUAAAAUGAUUGGAAAACGAGCCAAUGAGAGGCUAGAACUCCUGUUACAAAAGAGGAAAGAGCUUCAGGAAAAUCAAGAUGAAAUAGAAAAUAUGAUGAAUGCAAUAUUUAAAGGAGUCUUUGUACAUAGAUACCGGGAUGCAAUAGCUGAAAUCCGAGCUAUAUGCAUCGAGGAGAUUGGCAUUUGGAUGAAGAUGUAUAGUGAUGCCUUUCUUAAUGACAGUUAUUUAAAAUAUGUUGGUUGGACUAUGCAUGACAAGCAAGGUGAAGUAAGACUCAAAUGUCUUACCGCUCUACAAGGGCUUUAUUAUAACAAAGAACUGAAUUCCAAACUGGAGCUAUUCACUAGUCGGUUCAAGGAUAGAAUCGUGUCUAUGACCCUUGACAAGGAAUAUGAUGUUGCAGUACAAGCAAUAAAAUUACUUACUCUUGUUUUACAGAGUAGUGAAGAAGUUCUUACAGCAGAAGAUUGUGAAAAUGUCUAUCAUCUGGUUUAUUCGUCUCACCGGCCAGUAGCAGUAGCAGCUGGAGAAUUUCUCUACAAGAAGCUCUUCAGUCGUAGAGAUCCAGAGGAGGAUGGAAUAAUGAAAAGAAGGGGAAGACAAGGUCCAAAUGCCAACCUUGUUAAGACAUUAGUUUUCUUCUUUCUGGAAAGUGAGUUACAUGAGCAUGCAGCAUACCUUGUGGAUAGCAUGUGGGACUGUGCUACUGAGCUGCUGAAAGACUGGGAAUGUAUGAAUAGCUUGUUGUUAGAAGAGCCUCUUAGUGGAGAGGAAGCACUAACAGACAGGCAAGAGAGUGCUCUGAUUGAGAUAAUGCUUUGUACUAUUAGACAAGCAGCUGAAUGUCAUCCUCCUGUGGGAAGAGGGUCUGGAAAAAGGGUGCUGACAGCAAAGGAGAAGAAGACCCAGUUGGAUGACAGGACAAAAAUCACCGAACUCUUCGCAGUCGCUCUUCCUCAGUUAUUAGCAAAAUACUCUGUAGAUGCAGAGAAGGUGACUAACUUGCUGCAGUUGCCUCAGUUCUUUGAUUUGGAAAUAUAUACUACUGGACGAUUAGAAAAGCAUUUGGAUGCCUUAUUGAGACAGAUCCGUAAUAUUGUAGAGAAGCACACAGAUACAGAUGUUUUGGAAGCAUGUUCUAAAACUUACCAUGCACUCUGUAAUGAAGAAUUCACAAUUUUUAACAGAGUAGAUAUUUCAAGAAGUCAACUGAUAGAUGAAUUGGCGGACAAGUUUAAUCGGCUUCUUGAAGAUUUUCUGCAAGAGGGUGAAGAACCUGAUGAGGAUGAUGCAUAUCAGGUAUUGUCAACGUUAAAGAGGAUCACUGCUUUUCAUAAUGCCCAUGAUCUUUCAAAGUGGGAUUUGUUUGCUUGUAAUUACAAACUGUUAAAAACCGGAAUUGAAAAUGGAGACAUGCCAGAACAGAUUGUUAUUCAUGCACUGCAGUGUACUCACUAUGUAAUCCUUUGGCAGCUUGCUAAGAUAACUGAAAGCAGCUCAACAAAGGAGGACUUAGUGCGUUUAAAGAAACAGAUGAGGGUCUUCUGUCAGAUAUGUCAACAUUACCUUACCAACGUGAAUACUACUGUUAAGGAACAGGCCUUCACUAUUCUGUGUGAUAUUUUGAUGAUAUUCAGCCAUCAAAUUAUGUCAGGAGGACGUGACAUGUUAGAGCCAUUAGUUUAUACCCCUGAUUCGUCAUUGCAGUCGGAGUUGCUCAGCUUUAUUUUGGAUCAUGUCUUCAUUGAACAAGAUGAUGAUAAUAAUAGUGCAGAUGGUCAGCAGGAGGAAGAAGCCAGUAAAAUUGCAGCUUUGCACAAGAGAAGAAAUUUACUUGCAGCAUUUUGUAAGUUAAUUGUAUAUUCAGUGGUGGAGAUGAAUACAGCUGCAGAUAUCUUCAAGCAGUAUAUGAAGUAUUAUAAUGAUUAUGGAGAUAUUAUCAAAGAAACGAUGAGCAAAACGAGGCAGAUAGACAAAAUUCAGUGUGCUAAGACCCUUAUUCUCAGUUUGCAACAGCUUUUUAAUGAAAUGAUACAGGAAAAUGGCUAUAAUUUUGAUAGGUCAUCUUCAACAUUUAGUGGCAUAAAAGAACUUGCUCGACGGUUUGCUUUAACUUUUGGACUCGAUCAAUUGAAAACAAGAGAAGCCAUUGCCAUGCUACACAAAGAUGGCAUAGAAUUUGCUUUUAAAGAGCCUAAUCCACAAGGGGAGAGUCAUCCACCUUUAAAUUUUGCAUUUCUUGAUAUUCUGAGUGAAUUUUCUUCUAAACUACUCCGACAAGACAAAAGAACAGUGUAUGUUUACUUGGAAAAGUUCAUGACCUUUCAGAUGUCACUCCGAAGAGAAGACGUAUGGCUUCCGUUGAUGUCUUACCGAAAUUCUUUGCUAGCGGGUGGUGAUGAUGACACCAUGUCAGUCAUUAGUGGAAUCAGUAGUCGGGGGUCAACGGUGCGGAGUAAAAAGUCAAAACCAUCUACAGGAAAACGGAAAGUGGUUGAGGGCAUGCAGCUUGCACUCACUGAAGAAAGUAGUAGUAGUGACAGUAUGUGGUUAAGCAGAGAACAAACACUGCACACCCCUGUUAUGAUGCAGACACCACAGCUCACCUCCACUAUCAUGAGAGAGCCCAAAAGACUACGGCCUGAGGAUAGCUUCAUGAGUGUAUAUCCAAUGCAGACUGAACAUCAUCAAACUCCUCUUGAUUAUAACACGCAGGUAACAUGGAUGUUAGCUCAAAGACAACAAGAGGAAGCAAGGCAACAGCAGGAGAGAGCAGCAAUGAGCUAUGUUAAACUGCGAACUAAUCUCCAGCAUGCCAUUCGGCGUGGUACCAGCCUAAUGGAAGAUGAUGAAGAGCCAAUUGUUGAAGAUGUUAUGAUGUCCUCAGAAGGGAGGAUUGAGGAUCUUAAUGAGGGAAUGGAUUUUGACACCAUGGAUAUAGACUUGCCACCAUCAAAGAACCGACGAGAGAGAACAGAACUGAAGCCUGAUUUCUUUGAUCCAGCUUCAAUUAUGGAUGAAUCAGUUCUUGGGGUGUCAAUGUUUUAAUACCAGUACACAAUUAAGUCUGUGGUGAAGUCAUUUUCUAAGUGGAAGAGGAAAUUUUAAAAUAAAGUGUGGUAGAUACAGUGAAAUUCUGUACAGAUUUUUCUCUAAGGAGAAUAUGACAUGCUUAUGCUUACCAAGAUCAAGUGCAUUGAGGGGCAGUUUUGUUUGCCUGAAAAAAAGUAAAGGACAAGUAAACAAUUUGAUGAUAAGCUACAGUUUUUCUUAGAAAGUAAAUAUUUUAUUUAUGCGCUGUUAGUUGGCUUUUGAAAUUAUUUCAUGCUUUUUUAAAAAAAUAUAACAAUCUGAAGAGGCAUUUGGUACAGAUACGAAUUCUCUCACAUUUAUUUACUGGUUGUACUAAAUAAUGAUGACCUCUGCUGGAUUUCUGUUUACAUCCAAGAAACAAAGUUAAGGAUGAAUUUAUCCCCCCACCCCGAAAUUGUAGGAUAGAAUUGUUUUUAGCAUUCUAAAUUUAAAUGCUUAAAACACCAAUCGACAAAACUUUGUUUUAAAUAUUGUAAUUGUGGAGAAAAGUAAACUUAUAAGCAGAACUUUUACAAUUUUUUCAUCUAAAAUGUAUUUUAAGAUAUUUUUAAAAUCCAAGAGCUUCUCUAUACUUUUCAGAAAUAUCCAGAUGCAGUGAACUGCCAGAAGGUAACCAGUCUCAAACAUGCUUAUCCCAUUAUCAACCCUGAG